Molecule: messenger RNA, 672 nt
Organism: Danaus chrysippus (African queen)
Lineage: Eukaryota; Metazoa; Arthropoda; Insecta; Lepidoptera; Nymphalidae
Source: the annotation of a GenBank genome assembly
AUGUCCUUCCGCGGAAGAGGAGGCGGCGGCGGUCGUGGUGGAUUCGGUGGCCGAGGCGGAGGUGGAGGCGGUGGCCGCGGAUUUGGCGGAGGACGAGGUCGCGGCGGCGGCGGCGGCGGUGGUUUCAGGUCAUACCAGGACCAAGGUCCCCCAGAAUCAGUUAUUCCACUCGGUCAUUACGGAUGGACAGUCCAAGACGACCUCGUGUGUAAAGUAGACAUAGAAGACGUACCAUACUUCAAUGCACCCAUCUUUCUCGAAAACAAGGAACAGAUUGGUAAAAUAGACGAGAUAUUCGGUAACCUGCGUGAUUACUACGUGUCCGUGAAGCUCGGAGAGAAUAUUAAGGCAAAGAGUUUUAAGGAGGGGCAGCAAUUUUUCAUUGACCCAGCGAAGUUGUUGCCGUUGAAGAGGUUCCUGCCUCAGCCUCCUGGAGCUAAGAGAGGCGGUGGCCGAGGUGGUGGAGGUCGGGGAGGUAGAGGUGGAGGCGGCAGAGGCGGAGGUGGUGGCUUUGGACGAGGUGGCGGCGGAGGUUUCGGCCGGGGAGGUGGAGGAAGGGGAGGAGGCUUCGGAAGAGGCGGCGGAGGAGGUUUCGGCAGAAGCGGUGGUGGUGGUGGUGGUGGCCGUGGAGGCAGAGGUGGUGGCUUCAGAGGAGGCCGCGGCGGAAGAUAA